This is a messenger RNA of Arabis nemorensis, 1467 nucleotides long. NCBI's taxonomy places the organism in Eukaryota, Viridiplantae, Streptophyta, Magnoliopsida, Brassicales, Brassicaceae. The record is from the annotation of a GenBank genome assembly.
AUGUCGACUUCUUCUUCCUUCCCUUCUUUCCCUCGCACUAUCGUCUCCUACACUCUCACAACCUCCAUCUUCGUCGUUUUCUUCCUUUGCAGUGUCUUCCUCUUCACUAAGCACACUCUCGAACCUUCUCUCUCUCCUUACCACACCGACAUCCCUCUCUCCGCCGCCGAUCUACACCCUCCCACGCUCCUCCUCCCUCAAAUCGAUUCCGUCUCUCCCAACGAAACGCCUCACGAUGCCGAUGGUGACGUCACCGUAGAAACAGAUCCAAAGGAGGAAGGAGGAGAUUCGCGCGGCGAUGACAAAGCCGUGGAAGUUUCACGCACGGCGAAAACCGAGGUGGAAGAAGGUGGAGGAGGCGAAGUUUCAGUGUCUGUCGAGAGUAAGGAGGAAAGCAAUGCCGAAUCGGAGGUGGUUGAGAAGAUGAGAGGAUGCGAUUUGUACAAGGGGUCGUGGGUUAAAGAUGAUGAGUAUCCAUUGUAUCAGCCUGGAUCGUGUCCAUAUGUUGACGAAGCUUUUGAUUGCCAGAGAAACGGGAGGCGCGAUUCCGACUAUCUCAAUUGGAAAUGGAAGCCUGACGGUUGUGACCUUCCACGGUUUAAUGCUACAGACUUCUUGGUCAAGCUACGAGGUAAAAGUUUGAUGUUGGUUGGAGACUCAAUGAAUCGUAACCAGUUUGAAUCAAUGCUCUGUGUCCUCCGAGAGGGUUUAUCUGAUAAAAGUAGAAUGUACGAGGUUCAUGGCCACAAUAUAACAAAGGGAAGAGGCUACUUCGUAUUCAAGUUUGAAGAUUACAAUUGCACAGUAGAGUUUGUGAGGUCACAUUUUCUUGUGAGGGAAGGAGUUAGAGCAAAUGCUCAAGGAAAUACUAAUCCAACCCUUUCGAUUGAUCGCAUUGACAAGACACAUGCUCGAUGGAAGCGAGCUAACAUUCUUGUCUUCAACACUGGACAUUGGUGGGUUCAUGGGAAGACCGCCAGAGGGAAAAACUACUACAAAGAAGGUGACUACAUCUACCCGAAAUUUGAUGCAACUGAAGCAUAUAGAAGGGCGUUGAAGACUUGGGCGAAAUGGAUCGAUGAGAAUGUUAAUCCAAAAAAGCAACUUGUAUUUUAUCGCGGAUACUCCUCUGCCCAUUUUCGGGGAGGCGAGUGGGACUCGGGAGGGUCAUGCAACGGGGAGGUGGAGCCGGUAAAGAAAGGUUCAAUCCUUGAUUCCUAUCCUUUGAAAAUGAAGAUAGUAGAGGAAGCCAUAAAACAGAUGCAAAUACCUGUGAUUCUUCUAAACGUGACAAAGCUGACUAAUUUUCGCAAAGACGGACAUCCUUCAAUCUAUGGUAAGACCAACACGGAUGGUAAAAAGGUGUCGACAAGGCGACAGGAUUGCAGCCACUGGUGUCUGCCGGGAGUUCCUGAUGUUUGGAACCAUCUUAUCUACGCAUCGUUGCUCCUUCAACCACAUCCCUAA